This is a messenger RNA of Bacidia gigantensis, 657 nucleotides long. RefSeq lists its product as uncharacterized. NCBI's taxonomy places the organism in Eukaryota, Fungi, Ascomycota, Lecanoromycetes, Lecanorales, Ramalinaceae. The coding region runs from base 1 to 657 and encodes 218 amino acids. The record is from RefSeq and is a predicted model, not a curated record. The transcript has 2 exons.
AUGUAUCUAAGAACACGCGAGAGACAAGGUCCUAGUCGGAUCGCAGAGAAGUCAUACGCGACUACAAACAAAUACUCCCCCGCAAGCUUCACCUCUACAGUCGCUUUCAUCGCCCUUUCGAGAAGCAGUCCAAUGGUAGGGCUAGAGCCAUGUCCAUCUGGCAAAAACAGCACCGUUUCCCUUUACCCCGCCACCGGCUGUGUGUGGUGCAAAACGUCCGCAAUCCUAAUCGAGCUUCGCUGGGGCUUUUGGCAUUACGGCGACUUUGAUCGAACGGACUUGGCCGAUUUCAUAGACAAGGGCUACGGAGAGAUACUCCGACAGCGACCCAAUAGACCACCAUGGUCGCUAGCCCAUGUUAAGAACGGGAAGUUCAGAUUUCGAGCGCGUGAUCCGAAGCGCCCAGGGGUCGGAUAUGAAUUCUUGUUGAAAGAAUACAGUCUUGCGACGUCGGACAGGACCAUGUUCAAGUAUGUCGAUGUUUCAGAGACUUUGGACUGCAUGGUCCGGUACGGGAUAAUGCCCCCUUGGGAUGGGAAACCCCCAGGCGCGGACCUGAGAGUACAUCCCGUGCAUGCCGACGGUGUGGUCGCUGAAAGGUAUUUCAGGGUGUUUCCUGAGAUGCCCGCUGAGGUUGCGACAAGUGAGGUAGAUUGA